Molecule: messenger RNA, 5233 nt
Organism: Hordeum vulgare subsp. vulgare (domesticated barley)
Lineage: Eukaryota; Viridiplantae; Streptophyta; Magnoliopsida; Poales; Poaceae
Product: ABC transporter C family member 10-like
Exons: 11
Coding region: 213-4814 (1533 amino acids)
Biological process (GO): transmembrane transport
Cellular component (GO): plant-type vacuole; vacuolar membrane
Molecular function (GO): ABC-type transporter activity; ATP hydrolysis activity; ATP binding
Source: RefSeq, a predicted model, not a curated record
CUCGGGAUCGAGUCACUGUCUGUUCGGGAUCAAUCUUGAUCUGUUUCAUGCCCCGUUUGUGUCUGCUUCAGCCUCAAGCAGGGCGCUAGAUCCAUCUGUUCGUCAUUCGUCGUUGCCAUCCUCCAACCGAAUGCACGGUAUUUGUUACAGAUGAGUUCCCUCUCAAGUAAGUAAAUAAUACGUACGUACUCAUCUCAGUCCUCACCUGUUCCAUGUCACGUAGCCACACCACCAAUUCACUAUCCAUCGCCACAGCAAGAGGUCGGGAUCCCACCGCAAUGCCACGCGCUGUAAUCCAUACUCUUCAUGCUCCAGGUUCGUCGAUGACGAUCAGCUUGUGCGGGACCCCGAUUGGUCCCAACCAGGGCGUCUUGAGGGAGAUAUUCGACGCCUCCACCUGCACGAACCACCUGGUGGAAACCGGCAUUGUCGUGCCGCUCGCGGCCGCCCUUGCGCUCCGGUUCCUCGCCGACUUCCCCGGGACCAGACCGUCCUCCGCCGCACGACGCUGGCUUUUCUGGCCCAGUUCACCGCUGCAGCUGGCCGCCGUGGCGUUCAACGGCUGCUUGGGGCUGCUCCAUCUUCUCCUAGGCCUGUGGAUGCUGCUGGGGAGCAACUCCGACGACGAUCUGGAUCCCUCUGUUCACCCACCGCACUGGUGGCUUGCGACGCUGUCCCAGGGAUUCAGCUUGGUCCUCGCCGGCUUCGCUUUCGCCGCCGGGAGCCGGUUCCUCGGGCCGGCAUUUGCUCGAGCAUGGUCCUUCUCGCUGACCGUCUACGCGGCGUUCGUCUGCUGUUCCUCGGUUGUCUCCAUUGUUGUCGCCGAGAAGGCGAUCGCCGUCAAGGCUUGCUUGGAUCUCCUGUCGCUGCCAGGCGCAGUUAUGUUCCUUGUCUACAGCGUUCAGAGCAGCCAUGCCCAUGAUGAUCAAGACGGACAUGAAGAUGAAGGAUUAUACGAGCCAUUGAAGACGGGCGAUACAGCUGACGCCGAAGAGGUAGCCGCUGGUUCUUCAGAGAGCAGCCAGCAGCAGGGGGUAACCCCCUUUGCCAGAGCCGGCAUUUUGAGCCAGAUGACAUUCUGGUGGCUGAACCCUCUGAUGAAGACGGGCUACGAGAAGCCCCUCGACGACAGAGACAUGCCGCUGCCAUGCGCCGCAGACCGAGCGCAGAGCCAGUACUCGAUGUUCUUGGAGAGGCUGAACAACAACAAAAACAAGCAGACGUCACAUGACGGCACGCCACCAUCGAUCCUGCGGGCUAUCGUUUCUCAUCACAGGUGUGGGAUCAUGGUCUCGGGUCUGUUCGCCCUGCUCAAGGUGCUCACCUUGUCCACAGGCCCGCUGCUCCUGAGGGCAUUCAUCAACCUGUCCACCGGGAAAGUCACCUCCGAUUCCAGGCAUGAAGGCUAUACGCUGGCCGCGCUCAUGUUCAUCUGCAAAUGUUGCGAGUCGCUGUCGCAGAGGCAGUGGUACUUCCGCACGCGGAGGCUGGGGCUCCAGGUGAGGUCGCUCCUCUCGGCGGCCAUCUACAGGAAGCAGCAGAAGCUAUCGAGCUCGGCCAAGACGAAGCACUCCUCCGGGCAGAUCAUGAACUACCUCACCGUCGACGCGUACCGUGUCGGGGAGUUCCCGUAUUGGUUCCACCAGACAUGGACGACGGUCGUCCAGCUCUGCGUCGCCCUGGCGAUCCUUUACAGCGCGGUCGGCGCCGCCAUGGUCUCGUCCCUGGUCGUCGUCGUCAUCACCGUGCUCUGCAACGCUCCGUUGGCCAAGCUGCAGCACAGGUUCCAGAGCAAGCUGAUGGAGGCCACGGACGCGAGGUUGAAGGCCAUGUCCGAGUCACUGGUGCACAUGAAGGUGCUGAAGCUCUACGCGUGGGAGGCUCACUUCAAGAAGGCCAUUGAGGAGCUGAGGGAGGUCGAGUGCAGGUGGCUGUCGGCGUUCCAGCUUAGCAGGGCGUACAACAGCGUCCUCUUCUGGUCGUCGCCCGUCUGGGUCUCGGCGGCGACGUUUCUGACAUGCUACCUUGUGGAGAUCCCUCUCGAUGCCAGCAACGUCUUCACCUUCAUCGCGACCCUGCGCCUGGUGCAGGACCCGAUUCGGGCCAUACCGGAGGUUCUUGGAGUCGUGGUGCAGGCUAAGGUUGCUUUCACUCGGAUAGAGGAGUUUCUAGGCGCACCUGAGCUGAAUGGACGAGCCAAGGAGAAAUGCUCCGCUGUGGGCACCGGUUACCCGGUAGCGAUGAACUCGUGCGGCUUCUCGUGGUGCGAAGAUCCAUCAAAGCUUAAUCUGAAGGAUAUAAGCUUGGUGGUUAAAGCCGGGGAGAAGGUUGCGAUCUGCGGAGAGGUAGGGUCAGGAAAGUCGACGCUUCUGGCUGCCAUACUCGGAGAGGCCCCGAGAACCCAAGGCACGAUUCAAGUCCGCGGGAAAAUAGCAUAUGUGUCACAGAACGCAUGGAUCCAAACCGGAACCGUGCGGGAGAACAUCCUCUUCGGGUCUAGUAUGGACAGACAAAGGUACCAGGAAACGCUCGCGGUGUGCUCGCUGGUGAAGGACCUCGAGAUGUUGCCGUACGGAGACGACACUGAAAUCGGGGAGAGGGGAGUGAACCUGAGCGGCGGUCAGAAGCAGCGCCUUCAGCUUGCUCGUGCGUUGUACCAAGACGCAGACAUGUAUCUCCUCGACGACCCUUUCAGCGCCGUCGAUGCCCAUACAGCAACCAGCCUCUUCAACGAAUAUGUCAUGGGCGCUCUUUCAGACAAGACUGUUCUUUUGGUCACCCACCAAGUCGAUUUUCUACCCGUCUUCGACUCCAUUCUGCUGAUGUCAGAUGGGGAGGUUAUCCGGUCGGCACCUUAUCGAGAUCUAUUCGCGGACUGUCAAGAAUUCAAAGACCUUGUAAAUGCCCAUAAGGAUACCAUUGGGAUUUCAGAUGUUGAUAACAGUGUUGCUCCGCACGGAGCAAACAGAACAUCAACAAAGGAUAAGCAUCAUAUUUAUGCAAAUGGAUACACAAAGUCUGAGGAGCCAUCACCAGCACGCCAACUGAUCAAGGAAGAGGAAAGAGAGACAGGAGACACUGGACUUAAGCCCUACAUGAUCUACCUGCGCCAGAACAAAGGCUUCAUGUAUGCCUCCCUGUGUGUCAUCUCUCACAUGAUCUUCAUAGCUGGGCAAAUAGCGCAGAACUCCUGGAUGGCGGCGAAUGUCCAGGAUCCCCGUGUCAGUACACUGAGGCUAAUCACGGUGUACAUUGUUAUCGGAGCUUGCACAAUGCUGUUUUUGCUAUCAAGAUGUCUAUCGGUCGUUGUUCUCGGGGUCCAGACGUCGAGAUCCUUGUUUACCCAGUUACUCGAUUCGUUGUUCCGUGCACCGAUGUCCUUUUAUGAUUCUACUCCUCUAGGAAGGGUCCUUAGCCGGGUCUCUUCCGAUUUGAGUACUGUCGACCUUGAUGUUCCGUUUGCUUUCAUGUUUAGCCUUAGUGCCAGCUUAAAUGGAUACAGUAAUCUGGGGGUAUUGGCUGUUGUUACAUGGCAAGUUCUAUUUGUGUCGGUGCCAAUGAUAUUUUUAUCAGUUAGGCUACAGAGGUAUUACUUAGCCUCGGCUAAGGAAUUGAUGCGGAUCAAUGGCACCACCAAGUCUGCUCUGGCAAAUCACCUAGGCGAAUCGAUUUUGGGGGCUAUAACCAUAAGGGCCUUCGAGGAAGAAGAUCGUUUCUUUGAUAAAAACUCUGAUCUUGUUGAUAAGAAUGCUAUCCCCUACUUCUACAACUUUGCAGCAACAGAAUGGCUGAUUCAACGCCUUGAAAUAAUGAGUGCUGCAGUCCUUUCUUUUUCUGCAUUUCUCAUAGUUCUUCUUCCUCCAGGAACUUUUAGCCCCGGUUUUGUGGGAAUGGCACUGUCGUAUGGUCUUUCCCUAAAUAUGUCUUUUGUUUCCUCUAUUAGAAAGCAAUGCAACUUUGCGAAUCAAAUAAUAUCCGUGGAACGGGUGAACCAGUACAUGGACAUUAAAAGUGAAGCAGCAGAAGUUAUCGAAGAAAACCGACCAGCACCAGAUUGGCCUCAGAUCGGUAGUGUAGAGCUUAGAGAUUUGAAGAUUAGGUACAGAAAAGAUGCUCCCCUUGUACUGCAUGGAAUCAGUUGCAAGUUUGAAGGUGGAGAUAAGAUUGGUAUAGUUGGUCGAACAGGAAGUGGGAAGACAACGUUGAUUGGCGCAUUGUUUCGCCUUGUCGAACCAGCUGGAGGGAAAAUAUUUAUCGACUCUUUGGACAUCACAACGAUCGGCUUACAUGACCUGCGUUCAUGUUUGGGCAUCAUCCCACAAGAUCCGACCCUUUUUCAGGGUACUGUAAGAUAUAAUCUAGACCCUCUUGGGCAAUUCUCAGAUCAACAAAUAUGGGAGGUUCUUGAUAAAUGUCAACUUCUCGAAGCUGUCCAGGAGAAAGAACAUGGAUUGGAUUCACCUGUUGCGGAAGACGGAUCGAACUGGAGCAUGGGACAGAGGCAGCUCUUCUGUUUGGGACGUGCACUUUUGAGAAGGUGUCGCAUCUUAGUUCUUGAUGAAGCCACGGCAUCUAUAGACAAUGGAACAGAUGUCGUCCUUCAGAAGACUAUUCGAACAGAAUUCACACAUUGCACCGUUAUUACGGUCGCACACCGUAUACCGACAGUUAUGGACUGCGAUAUGGUACUUGCAAUGAGCGAUGGGAAAGUAGUGGAGUAUGACAAACCUACAAACCUAAUGGAAACCGAAGGAUCUUUCUUCCGCGAGCUGGUCAAGGAGUACUGGUCAUACACAUCAAACGGAAACAUAUAGGGCAUUUGUUUUAUUCACAAGAUUCUUGUAAGGCAAUAAUAAGAAAGCCGACAGAAUUUGACAGGAAUUAAUGUAUGUAGAAAGCAGAGGAAUCCAAGCAGUGGUGUAUUCAGGUAACAUACUUCCUGUGCUAAAUAUAGACCCUUACCGCUGACACCAUACCGCACUCUAAAAGGAGGUGUUGGCGGGACAUUGGUUUUCAUACGUUUUCGCUAUGGAAGGGGAUACAAAGGAAACUUGCAAACUUGUCCUUUGCUAAUACCUGUAAGAAUCAAGGGUGCUGCAGUAACCAGAUCCAUAGGAAUGCGAAUCCAAAAUGUAACUGGGAAAAGCUAUCUGUUCUUUCAGAAUACUGACAGUUGAGUGCUGCCACAAUUCAUGGUGCCACGAGCAGAGAUCUUUGUGUCGAAUUAGACCCU